Molecule: messenger RNA, 2955 nt
Organism: Fomitiporia mediterranea MF3/22
Lineage: Eukaryota; Fungi; Basidiomycota; Agaricomycetes; Hymenochaetales; Hymenochaetaceae
Product: P-loop containing nucleoside triphosphate hydrolase protein
Exons: 9
Coding region: 1-2955 (984 amino acids)
Molecular function (GO): RNA binding; 5'-3' RNA helicase activity; zinc ion binding
Source: RefSeq, a predicted model, not a curated record
AUGAACAAAAUCUGCCCCAACGUUCGUGCAGAGAGAACCUGUAAUAUACACGGCUGCUCACUGAUCCAUACGGUGUAUCGAUGUUCAGUAUGUCGUGCCCCGUUCGCUUCUCAAUCGGCGUGCAGGCAACACGAGGCGUCCAAGGCGCAAGCGCAUCGUCGGGCAUACAGUUGUGCACUUUGCUCUGUGCUGAGCUUAAACCAGGCAGACUAUGAAGAUCAUAUGCGAGGUCGGAAGCACAAGGCUAAGUCAGCUGCCGCCCAGUCGCAGGCUAAAACCCCGCCAGCCGAGACAACUGUUCCUGACAAUCAUAGGCAUUGCGAUGUUUGCAGCACUUUCGUCCACAACAAAUUGUGGGCUCAGCAUGCCAAGGGAAAACGCCACAGAUCUCGCGUUGCAUGCCAGGUUCUCACCAACUCAUCGCACAAGACAGAGGUCGACAAAUAUGGUGUCCAACUUGACUGCGAUAUUGUGAAUUUCGGAUUUAUCGACAAGACCUCCGAGACCACUACCUCGACGAAAGACGUCAAGAUCAUGAAUAGGAGCUUUUUCACAAUCGACCUUGUGGAAGCCAAGCUGACUUCCUGUGUCAGGGCUGACGUUUUCCAAGUCACUGACGCAACCAGACGUCGCUCAAUCACCUGCACAAACUCAACGAACAUCAAAAUUCAACUAUCCGUCAGAAAGCAGCAACGGGGAAAUUUUGAGAGUAGACUCGAAUUAUGUUUUGAGAUCCCAGCUCAAAAUCGUAGAUUCGUAAUAACCCGGCUUAUUACUGCGAGGGUUGGCUCUGAGUUCGAUCACGAGACGUUGAAGGCUACGGAAUCAUACAUACCGCGAAAGAAGAAUGGCAGACCCAGGAUUACUCGAUUCAUCCCUGGUAUUCGUCCUCCGUACCUUACGAACAUACGAUGGGCUAAAAAGCUAGGCAAGUUCAAUCAGCCCGGUGGUCUAAUCGAAGCCGCUUUCGCGGAAGGCAUAGGUAUCAAGGACAGAGUAAAUGCAACCCGCUCUUCUUUCAUGCCUGGAACGUUUCGAGAGAAACAAUAUAGCAGGCAUUUGCAAACAAUGCUGUGGAUUGAAGAGGAACAGGCAAGGCAAGAACUCUCUGGGUAUGACAUGGAAAAUGUCAAACUCAUUCCGCAAGGAAAGCUUUUCAAACUGCAAAUACCUGGCCUUGCCGAGAAACGUCCAAGCGUCCUUCGUGGCGACAGCAUAUUUGCUGUACUGUCAAACUCAUCGAGCACUCCAUAUCAAGGAUUUGUCUAUGACGUUCAGGAUAAAUUCGUGUUUAUUUAUUUCAACAAGAAGUUCAAAGUCGAAGCCAAUGCCACAUAUAACGUCCACUUCGACCUCAACCGACUAGUAUUCCGUAGAAUGCAUCAGGCUUUGACCUGUCCAACGUUUUCUUCACGGGCCGCUUUUCCUGACCCUGCGCAAGAGCUGAAGACAGUAUCGCAUGUCCUGGUAGAAUCUCUUGAACUCUUCAAUGCCAAAGUCGCAGAGAACCACAGUCAACGUCAUGCAGUUGCAUCAAUACUCUAUAUGCCUGCAGGAAGUGUACCAUUCAUCGUUUUUGGCCCGCCUGGGACAGGUAAAACUGUAACAAUAGUAGAAGCUAUACGCCAAAUUAUUUCCAGGAAUCAAAACGCACGUAUCUUGGCUUGUGCACCGAGUAACUCUGCAGCAGAUACUCUUACAGAGCGUCUUUCUGCUCUCAAAGAGAACGAGUUAAUCCGGCUGGUUGCCCCAUCGCGCACAGAGAGUUGCAUUCCCAAAAAUGUACUCAAGUUUACACAUCGCAACUCAGAUGGUAUUUUUGUUUGCCCAACCGUACAAGAACUCAAAACAUUCCGAGUCAUUGUAAGUACGUGUUGUAAUGCUUCAACACUCUAUGGAAUGGGCGUCGAGGCGGGUCAUUUCUCGCACAUCUUCGUCGACGAAGCUGCUCAAGGGAUUGAACCCGAGAUCAUGAUUCCGAUUCGGACAAUGCUUGGUCCCCAAACCAACGUCAUCUGUUCUGGAGAUAUUAAGCAACUUGGACCAAUUGUGCGCUCUCCCGUGGCACGCGAGCUGGGACUCAGUAUGAGCUAUCUGGAGCGACUCAUGCUUACAUCAAUGUACAACGAGGAUGCAUCGAAAGGAAAAUCGAUGGUUAAACUAACAAAGAACUACCGAUCUCAUCCAGCAAUCCUUGAUUUCCCUAACAGGAAAUUCUACAAGAAUGAGCUCGAGGCAUGUGCACGCCGCGAGAUCUCACAUUCUAUUGCUAGUAGAUGGGAUGGACUGAUCAACAAGGACUUCCCUAUUAUAUUUCAUUCAACUUGUGGACAAGACGAGCGUGAAGCAUCCUCGCCCUCGUAUUUCAACAUCGAUGAAGCGAGCCUUGUCAGGGAUUACGUCAGGAGUCUUCUAAGUGUUGGAGCCCUUCGCCUGAAUCCUGAGGACAUUGGUGUGAUUACUCCCUACCGUGCACAAGUGCGUAAAGUCCGGCAACUACUGGGGACAUUUGCAAGAGAGACCAGAGUCGGGAGUGUCGAGGAGUUUCAGGGGCAGGAAAGGAGAGUGAUAAUAAUAUCAACCGUACGGUCCUCGCGUGACAUGAUAAGUUACGACCUACGCCACACACUUGGAUUCGUCGCAAACCCAAGGCGCUUCAAUGUUGCCGUGACCCGCGCUCAAGCGCUCCUAAUUGUCAUUGGAGACCCGUUCGUCUUAGCCUUAGAUCCUCUUUGGAAGGAAUUCAUCAAUUACGUUUAUCUUGGAGGAGGUUAUACUGGUGAAGAUUUUGACUGGGACCCGACAGAACCAGUAGAUAGCUCCACCAAGGCUGACGAAGAGAGACGGGCACAAGGCUUAACUGAAUUGGAAAACUUAGUCAGGCGAAUAAGCGAGGUGGAUCUGGCCGAUGAUGGUGGCCAUGAAGAUGCUGCUGUAUUCCGUGAAGAAGACUGA